ACAGGUAACGGACGUGUACGUUCCACUUAAAUAAAAUAAAUUACGUACGUUUUAUCUUAGUUAUCUGUUAGCGCAUGGAUUGAAUCAAAUCGAGAGUGUACAGUGACAUUUAAAAAAUUAUAAAUGACGCAAUUGUGAUACGUGAUGAAACUUUUCGUUUAAUUUUCCAAGGAUGUUUAUCACUUUCGCAAUUAUCAGCUUGCUUAUAAAAGAAUCAAUGCUACUUAGAAUAGUAAGAGUAGCGGUACCAUCGUAUAAAGUAAGAGGACAGCCGGCACAGUUGGAUUGUGACUAUGAGUUAGGGGAUGAUAAACUUUAUUCAGUGAAAUGGUAUCGAGAUAAUGAAGAAUUCUAUCGCUACAUGCCUAAGUUUGAUCCCCCAAAGCAUGCGUAUAAAUUAGACGGAAUAAAAGUCGAUUUACUAAAAUCUGAUGAUCGGAGAGUUAUCUUACAUCCAGUGACAUUGAAAUCCACUGGCCAGUACAGGUGCGAAGUCUCGGCGGAAGCGCCCAGCUUUGCCUCAGCCGCUGGUGAAGGAAGAAUGGAAGUAAUAUAUUUACCACGAGAAGGGCCGAGAAUAACUGGCAACCAACAAGAGAAUAGAAGAGGCGACUCAAUGUUUCUGAACUGUACGUCGGGUCGGUCGUACCCCGCGGCAAUACUCAGUUGGGAUAUCGACGGUGAAAAGGUGACAGACCCGGCGCUGCUCGUUGAAUACCCACAUAUUCAACACCAGCACGGAUUGGUGUCGACCGCCCUGGGCCUGCGUGUUCCCACGGGCCGCACCAUGCAAGUGCGCUGCACCGCACGAGUGGCGCCCUCUUGGCGGGAGGGGAGCGAAGCUGUCGUCGGCAACAGUCAGCUCGCCGAUAGCAAAGAAGCCAUGUUAUUAGUGAAAAGUUCAAGCGGAGGGUGUACACUAAAUGUAAUGUUGUUAACACUUUCCUUUAUUCAACUUCUUAGUUCUUUAAUGCAAUUAGAAACGUGAUAAAUUAUCCCUUGUCCUUUCUUAACAGAACCUUUUGAAGCGAUCACGAUUCUUGUUCAUAGUUUCGACUGAGAAAGUUUGUUGCGUAGUUUAUACCUGUU
Messenger RNA from Papilio machaon (common yellow swallowtail), 1089 nucleotides. RefSeq lists its product as uncharacterized. The coding region runs from base 173 to 988 and encodes 271 amino acids. The transcript has 6 exons. NCBI's taxonomy places the organism in Eukaryota, Metazoa, Arthropoda, Insecta, Lepidoptera, Papilionidae. The record is from RefSeq and is a predicted model, not a curated record.